Molecule: messenger RNA, 951 nt
Organism: Acanthosepion pharaonis
Lineage: Eukaryota; Metazoa; Mollusca; Cephalopoda; Sepiida; Sepiidae
Source: the annotation of a GenBank genome assembly
AUGUCACUGGGGCGAGUAUCCACUCUUUCCUUUCCUUCUUCUUCUCUUCUAUUUUCUUCACCUCUUACUAUUCUUCUUUUCCGUCUCUUGUUAUUGACUUUUUCUUCUUCAUUUUUUUUCUCCUUCUCUUCAUAUUCUUUUUUCUACAUUCUUUCUUGUUUUUUCAUGUGCCCCCUACUCUUUGAUCCAAUUCCCUUAAAAUAUAUUUUUAUUCGUUUCUUUUUCUUUCUCAAUAUCUCCUUCCUGGUGUAUUUUCUUCUCGUUUCUCACUUGUUUUUUUUCUUCUUCGGAGAAUUUUUUUUCAUCUUCGCGUCUUCAUUUUUUUUUCAUUCAAUAUUAAUUCUGAUUUGCAUCAUUAUAUUAUUCUUAUUCGUUUUCUUCUCUUUGUUCUCUCUCUCCUUUUCUCAUAUCCCUCUUUCUUUUAACCUGUUCUUAAACUACCCCAACUGUCCUUAUAUUUUCUAUUUCUUUCACCCACCUUUGUUCAUCUCUUCUCAAUCGAUUCUUUUCCGCAACAUUCUCUUCCUCCUCCUUUCAAUCAUUUCCCAGUUACAUUUACUUUUGUUCUUCUUAUCUUCGGAUCAUUUUUCUUCAUUUUUCACCUUCGUAAUUCUUCCUCUAAUCGUUUUCCCUUCCUUUCAUAUCUAUCUAUCUAUCUAUCUAUCUAUCUAUCUAUCUAUCGCAGGCUUUUCCUGUCUAUCUAUCGCAGUCUGUUCCUAUCUAUCUAUCUAUCGCAGUCUGUUCCUAUCUAUCUAUCUAUCUAUCUAUCUAUCUAUCUAUCUAUCUAUCUAUCUACGCAAUCUUUUCCUGUCUAUCUAUCGCAAUGUGUUCCUAUCUAUCUAUCUAUCUAUCUAUCUAUCUAUCUAUCUAUCUAUCUAUCUAUCUAUCUAUCUAUCGCAGUGUGUUCCUAUCUAUCUAUCUAUCUAUCUCAGUUCAUAUCUAUCUAUCUAA